Molecule: messenger RNA, 1455 nt
Organism: Fonsecaea multimorphosa CBS 102226
Lineage: Eukaryota; Fungi; Ascomycota; Eurotiomycetes; Chaetothyriales; Herpotrichiellaceae
Exons: 3
Coding region: 1-1455 (484 amino acids)
Source: RefSeq, a predicted model, not a curated record
AUGUACUCAGCACCAUCUGGGCCACCACAAGCCCCCGAUUUCCAGCAGCCUCGAGCAACAGAUGACCAGCAGCCGAUGGAUAUUGAUGCGCCGUACAGUCAAGAGCAGGGACAUGGAGGUGGUGCGCUCUCAACUGCCCUUGUGCCCUCCUCGAACAGAGAUGCGCUCAGCCUCAUAUUGCCCGAGAUUCUUAACCCAUCCAGCACAAAUACACCAGGUGUUGAGCCAAAUGGCCUGCAAGUGUCGACAACAGCCCGGUCCAAAACACCAAGCUCAAUGGCAACCGCUACCCCGAGUAUGAUUUCUGAAGCUCCAUGCGAUGGCACUAUUAUGGUCAGACGAGGUGCAGUUCUUGCAAAAGCAGAGCCAGAGUCCGUUGGUGGUCAAGCGCCAGAUCCGAACCCGAACAGCCCAGUGGGUUACUUUCCGCCGGUAACCCUGGGCAUGAGCAUAUUGCCAGCCUCUCAUCGACCAGCUAGCUCAAGUUCUCCCGCGGCGACGUACGCUGCCCGACCGGUGAUUUCAACUAUGGACCGAACAGCAGUUGGCACGCAGACACCAGUGUCCAACAUGAUCAAGGUGCCGACCACAUGCUCCAGGACCGAUGAUACUGUGACCACGCAGAUGGAAAUUGACUCCGAGUCAGUUCGUGGACAGAGAUGUGGGCAGGCUUGGCAGUCAAAGGAGUACCAGUUCGUUGAUCUUACGGUUGACGAUGACGGGGACGAGCCUAUGGUUGGGACGACAUUUCUCAGAAUCAAAGGUAAUGGAGGAACAGCGUCCAGCAGUCCAGCAGAGCCCUCGGUCCACGGUCCGCCCGUGACACAGGGCAGAGCAAACCAACAACCUGCUCGUCGCCGUUUUUCACCGUGGCCCGAAGUCAUGGAUGGUCGGAAGACGUUGUUGAAGAAGGCGGGCGUCCCAAAGGAGUCAAGAGCCCGACGUGGCGAUGUCCCAAAGGUCAUUCGAGAGGAUGUAGCCUCCAUGCGAGCUAUCACCGCCGGAGACGAACGCGUCGCUGGACACGCCGGCCGGAUCGAAGAGUUGGAGAAAGCGAUACGCGCCACGGAGAGCGACCCUCGAUAUCACUACGUCGCCGAACUAGACCCUGCACAAGACUUUCAAGGCCUGGUGGUCAGAUACCUGAUCCGGCGGGGCGCUCUCUUGGAGGAAUGGGGUCUCGAAUUACAGGCUGAGAACAGACGGCUGAUGCGCCAGACCGGAGAGAUCAGAGAGUCAGAGCAGAGAGUCCACGUGCGCCCAAUGAGCUCUGAUCGCAGCGGCGGUGAGGACGACCGCUCAGAGCGAGCAGCAGUAGCAGCUCUAGUCAGCCAGAUUCAGAGCCAGCGCGCAACAGCAGCAGGCCAGACGCGCGGGGCGCUGGGGAAGAGAAAGCGCACGGACGAGGAAGAAGACGAGGCCCUGCGGGUCAGACUUGCGAGAUUGAGAGAGUGA